Pundamilia nyererei is the source of this 3665-nucleotide messenger RNA. Its product is annotated as neurabin-2-like. Gene Ontology annotation, cellular component: dendrite; actin cytoskeleton; cytoplasm. The transcript is spliced from 15 exons. Gene Ontology annotation, molecular function: actin filament binding. NCBI's taxonomy places the organism in Eukaryota, Metazoa, Chordata, Actinopteri, Cichliformes, Cichlidae. Bases 299 to 2935 code for a protein of 878 amino acids. Gene Ontology annotation, biological process: neuron projection development; calcium-mediated signaling; actin filament organization. The record is from RefSeq and is a predicted model, not a curated record.
GGUUAGCACACGGGUCAGUUCGUGCCGUCGUUUUACCCGCGUUAAAAAAGCUGCCGUGUGUCUGCGGGAGAGGAGAGAGGCUGCAGGAAGGAAGCGACGCGGCGCAGCAGACGCUGAGCGGGGCCUGCGUACCGGCUGCCUCUGGGUCCUGGAACCGGCCGGUGAAACCGUCCGAUACCGCCACAGCUCUGCGCCUUCAUCGUAUCAACCGGGAGGUGAAUGUCAGACAGCUCCAGGAUGCUGCCCCCCUCAUUCAUGCCAACCUGCUAUUCACCACGGGACAUUUGACUCACCAAACAUGAUGAAGACUGAGCCUCCGUCGGCCACGGGAGGCAACGGGGCCUCCGGUGGGAGCAACGGGAGCUCUAAUCUGCGAAGUCCGUCUCCCCACCGCAAUGCCUACGAGGCAGGUCUUGCGGCGCUGAAGAAGGCCACAGACCACCUCAACAAUGCCGCCAAUGGAGGCGCUGACCCUGCCUCAAAACCCGCUCCUCUGCCCCGGCCUACUGGGAGGGGCCGGAAAUAUGGCUCAAAUGUUCACCGUAUCAAGAACAUGUUCAUGCAGAUGCAGUCUCCCGGCGAUGAAGAGGAUGGAGCCAAAAUGAUUGUAGGUAAGGAACAGGCAGUGAAACUGUCCCUGCCGAGAGUAUCCAGCCUCAAUGAGCACGUCGACCACAGCGCCCUGCUGAAACUGGGGGGCACGGUCUCUGAAAGGGUAAACCGUUUUGACUCUAAAGUUGGUAGGGAGGGCAGUGGCUCAUCUGUGGGCUUGUCCAAGCUCCAGGAGACCAGGAGGAUCUUUGAGCAGCGGACUCUGCAGGAGAAGCAAGCUGCCACUAACCGCAUCUUGCUGAAGAAAGAGCGGGCGUCGGGCUUCCAGGGCAGCCGUCUAGAUGUUGUGGCUCGCUUUAAUGGGUCCACCGAAGCUCUGGACCGGCUAGAUGAUCCCCCUGUUCCCACCCCUCCUUCUAUUUCGUCUACUGCAGCUUUAGCCGGGCCAGGCGAGGCCGUCAGUCCCACUGUGAGCCAGCUCAGCGCCGCAUUCGAAAAGGGUGACCUGCAAAACAAUCUCUACCUCCCCCAGCGUCGGUCAGCCCCUGCUUUGGCACCAAAACCCAAACCUCCACCCAGGGUGGAAGCAGCAGACAGGAAGACAAAGGUGAUACCUGCAGAUAAGGACGAGAAAGAUGAGGUAAAAGCAGGAGUUAUAAGUAACCAGGCAGCAGAGCUACAUGAAGAAACGGGUUCUCUAGAAAGGAACAUGGAGGGAGCCGCGACCAAUGAAGAGAAGGAUGCAUUUGGACUGUCGGGGGACCAGCUCUCCAACUCUUCCUAUUCCUCCUCUUCCUCAGUGACUGUCACUUCCAUCUCCUCUUCAUCGGAGGCCAAACCAGAGCUGGCAGCAACUGAGGCCAAGGGUUCGAGUACAGUGGAAGCCUCUGGGCUGCAGCCACAGUCUGGCGAUCAGGACAGCGCCACUGCGGGAUCUGAGGCCGCGGGUAGGCUGGUGCAAGCUGAGGUUCAUGCCUCGCUGGAAAAUGGAGAGAAAGAGCCUCCAUCUUCCUCUCCUUCAUCGGAGGAGAAAGAAGAGGACUCUGAGGAGAGGGCCAAAGAAGAUGAGAAUGACGAGGAUGGUUCAAGGAAGGAGGAUUAUUCUGAGGGAGAUCUGAUAGAUAUCAGCGCAUACAGCGGGCUUGGGGAGGAGGACUCUGGGGGAAGCCAGCUGGACGAUGAGGACGACGAAGACGAGGAGGAGGCAUAUCAGCCAGAGUCCAGCUGCUCAGAAAUCCCUGGCCUUCCUGAGGAAGAGGAGCCUCCGCCACCCAGUAGAAAGAUUCGCUUCAGCACUCAGCCAAUCAGAGUCUUUACCACCUACUCUAAUGAAGAUUACGACCGACGUAAUGAUGACGUUGACCCCAUGGCAGCGUCAGCUGAGUACGAGCUGGAGAAGAGGGUCGAAAAGUUGGACCUGUUUCCCGUCGAGCUGGAGAAAGACAGUGACGGCCUCGGUAUCAGUAUCAUUGGUAUGGGUGCAGGAGCUGAUAUGGGCCUGGAGAAGCUGGGGAUCUUUGUUAAGACGGUCACUGAGGGCGGAGCUGCGCAGAGAGACGGCAGGAUCCAGGUGAAUGACCUCAUAGUGGAGGUUGAUGGGACCAGCCUGGUUGGUGUUACUCAGAGCUUUGCUGCCACUGUCCUCCGCAAUACCACCGGCAAAGUCAGGUUUGUGAUUGGCCGGGAGAAGCCGGGGGAACAGAGUGAAGUGGCUCAGCUGAUCCAGCAGACUCUGGAACAGGAGAGGUGGCAGAGAGAGAUGAUGGAGCAGAGAUACAAACAGUACAUGGAUGAUGAUGAGGAGACAGGUGAAUAUGCGACAGACGAGGAGGAGGAGAUGAGUCCGAUGUUUCCGAACUCGAUAGAGGUUUUCGAUCUGGCAGAAAACCAGGAAAUGCUGUCCCCUGUGGAGCUGGACCCAGAGAAACUGGCCCACAAGUUCAAAGAGCUCCAGAUUAAACAUGCAGUAACCCAGGCUGAGAUCCAGCUGCUCAAGAGGAAGCUGGCUCACGCAGAGCAGGAUAAGUUGCGUUGGCGGAUGGAGCGUGCUCAGUUGGAGCAAAAUAUCCGGGACAGUAAAGAGAGGAUGGAAAAACUUGAGGGCUACUGGAUGGAGGCACAGUCUCUAUGUAAGGCUGUGGAUGAACACCUGAAGGAAACUCAGGCUCAGUAUCAAACCCUGGAGAGGAAAUACAGCAAAGCCAAGAGGCUGAUCAAAGAAUACCAGCAGAAGGAGAUCGAGUACCUGAAGAAAGAGACUGCUCAGCGUCGGGCACAAGAGGAGAGCGAGGCAACACACAAAGAGGAGACAGACAACCUGCAGGAAAAGAUUACAGACUUGGAGAUCAAAGUGGAUGCCUUGAAGACCCCCAAUCCCUCCUAGACUGCUGCUACUUCCUGCCUCCUGUCUGCGACUGAAGGAGGAGGAGCUCCCCCAUCAUCCUACCGCAGGGGGGCUGUAAUUUAUUCCAAUCAACCAUUCACUGCAACGGACAGGUAGCAGAGGAGGGAAAAAAUCCCAGCAAGUAGAAGAGAGGACCGUGGAGAAGGAAAGACUCAACCUCUCAUGUGACAUCUGCCAAUGGCUUAGUGCUCCGUCAGUCAACAACAAAUCCCAGAAUGCACCUUCUGUCAUAUCCAGAAUCCUCCUUUUGUGUCUUCCUGGCAACUGGCUUGGCAUUCAACCUGGAAACCAUAUUCAGCAACUCAGUUUGUAGACGAUGUGUUUUCUCCUCUCUUUAGCAGCAUCUUACCCAGGUUCUGUGAAUAAAUCCGAUUUAUUAAAAACAAAAAGCGCUUUUAAUAACCAGGCUCGUCACAAAGUGCUUUAUAGAGCGACAGAGGGAAUGAAGCAGAGCAAAAGGGACAAAAGGACUGCUGUUAUACGACCUUUGAGAGAAGAGGACGAGCGUGUUCUCUGCCCGUGGCGAUGCUCGUUUUCAUCUGAAACUACCAGGAGAAGCGGUGACCUUAUUUUUAGAGACACGACACCUUUCAAGAAGUGGAACCUCGGUAGUAAGACUCGACAAAACUCUGAUGACCACCGCACCGCCCAUUAGCGAAGUAAUAAAAACUAUGGAGCAAGAUGGCCUCUGUGUUUCAAAACUGUCAAA